This is a messenger RNA of Oikopleura dioica, 486 nucleotides long. The record is from the annotation of a GenBank genome assembly. NCBI's taxonomy places the organism in Eukaryota, Metazoa, Chordata, Appendicularia, Copelata, Oikopleuridae.
AUGGAGCACCCAGCACAGGGUUCGGCGACGGACAUUGGAGACAUAGAAGACUGCCAAGCAGCAGGCUUUCCAACCAAAGAGAAAGGUAGCGAAAACAUACUAAGAAGAAGUCGUCGAUCAAGGCUCUUCUGGAGAAGCUCAAACGAAAACCUCAGUUGUGGACUUCCUUGCCAGAGAAGUGAGCUCACAAUUCAUGGAAAGAGCCUUUUGAAGGCCCUCUUUCCAGCUGAUCACCACCAUCUAGAGAUCGUCAAAGCUGGCGACAGAAUUGCCCAUAACAACGAUGAAAUAGACCUAGGAGAUUGCUCGGGCCACUGCAUACACGAUUCAACCCUCGACCUUAGAACAAAAAAGAUCAAGACUUGCAUCGCUUCUAAAACGUCAGAUAUAACGCUAUACAACAGAAGAAGCCGCCAGUACUUUCUGCUCGAAGACGCGAUCACAAUAAGUUGUAAAUGUCUGUCUUCACAUUAUUGCCCACCAUGA